Trichomonas vaginalis G3 is the source of this 441-nucleotide messenger RNA. Its product is annotated as YjbQ-like superfamily. The record is from RefSeq and is a predicted model, not a curated record. Lineage: Eukaryota; Parabasalia; Trichomonadida; Trichomonadidae. Bases 1 to 441 code for a protein of 146 amino acids. The transcript has a single exon.
AUGAUGAAAUGUUUCCAAAAAACUAUUUCUCUCCCAAACUAUCCACGUGGUUCCCAUUUAAUUACUGAACUUAUUGUUAGGCAAAUCCCAGAAAUGAAAAAAGUAACAGCAGGCCUGAUGAAUUUACUCAUUCAACACACAAGCGCUUCGAUUACUAUUAAUGAGAACUGUUGUGCUGAUGUAAGAACAGAUCUCAAUGCUUGGAUGGAUAAAACAAUUCCAGAAAACUUUCCAUGGGAUCAUACUGAUGAAGGCGCCGAUGAUAUGCCAGCUCAUGUUAAAUCUUCUGUCAUGGGUGUUUCUUUAAAUAUACCAAUUACUAAUGGACAGCUAAAUUUAGGAACAUGGCAAGGAAUUUACCUUAAUGAACACAGGAAUCGCGGAGGCUCGCGAAAAAUAGUUAUAACAGUUACCGGUAUGGUAGAUGAAGAAAACUUAUAA